AUGGACAAGCUUAUUGUAUUCAGCAAUAAAACAGAAGGCCGAGACAAGUUCUGCAAAGUAUUACAAUAUGGCAGUAGAAUGCUAAAAGCCCUUCUUUCCAAUCCAGUCACAAAGGAACGGCUUAACGGCCUUUUCACUGCAAGCAGAGAUGCCAGAAAAAUGUUUCGUCUCUGGAAAAGUGUUCACGAAUACGACGCAAUGGUAAAGCUUCUUCAAAAUGUUGGAAUUGAUAACCCUCAGCGAGCCCUUCAAUUUUUGUCACGUUUAGCUUUCUUUUUCUAUUGGCUUUUUGAUAAUUUAGCAAUUCUAUCUGCAAUCAAAUUUAUAAAGAGAGACACCCAAAAGCUGACGAAAUCUGCUAUGACUUGUUGAUUUAUUGCUUUGAUUUUUACUCUGAUCAAUUUAUUGAGAAAUUUGGUAAUAAAUUUGUCGAAGGAUGCAAAAUUAAAGCGUCCAUCAACUGAUUCAAAUGCACAAUCCACUAAACAGACACUUGAUGCCUUGAAAGGUGCAAGGACUCAGAUCUAUAUUAACCUUGUGAAAACACUAGGCGAUAUGAUUCCUGCAGCUGGCGGGGCACAAAUUGCACUCAAGAUUUUCGGGAAAAAUUUCUCAGAAAAAUGGAUCGGACUCGGAGGGUUGGUUUCUGCUCUUAUUUCCUGUUACCAAGCAUGGCCUUAA
This is a messenger RNA of Blepharisma stoltei, 681 nucleotides long. The record is from the annotation of a GenBank genome assembly. Lineage: Eukaryota; Ciliophora; Heterotrichea; Heterotrichida; Blepharismidae.